This is a messenger RNA of Canariomyces notabilis, 1445 nucleotides long. RefSeq lists its product as uncharacterized. NCBI's taxonomy places the organism in Eukaryota, Fungi, Ascomycota, Sordariomycetes, Sordariales, Chaetomiaceae. The record is from RefSeq and is a predicted model, not a curated record. Bases 249 to 1364 code for a protein of 371 amino acids. Gene Ontology annotation, cellular component: nucleus; elongator holoenzyme complex; cytosol. Gene Ontology annotation, molecular function: tRNA binding. The transcript is spliced from 4 exons. Gene Ontology annotation, biological process: tRNA wobble uridine modification.
AAGUUGUCUGAUUGCACUCAGUUGAUGCGUGUGAGAGGUGCACACAGUUGAGACUUGAGAGUCAAGCAGUCCUCAACUCGGCUGGUUAGCCACGCUGUAAGUUAAGAUUACCACACUCACUCACCUGCCCAGAGCAAUUCGCAUCAGGCACGCCAUAGCCGAUUCACGAGUCGGGACGGGUUUAUCGUCGUUAUACAUAUAAGAUCCGGCAAAUUCAAAAUAAUUUCUAGACAUAUCCGGUCUUCAUGAUGGCGCCCUCGGCUCAGGCUCACCAGCGCACUCACAGUCUGCUCCUAUUCCAGAAGUUGCUCAGCCUGCGAGACAGCGCCAGCCCCCUCACACUUAUCCUCGAUAGCCUGGAGCAAAGCGCUGGUCCGCUCGUUAACGAAUUUAUGAAUAGCGCCAAGAUCGGACGUGCAAAGGUCGUCUACGUUUCUUUCGUCACAAUUAAGAAGCCCUCCCAGGUCGAUGUAUUCAUUAGAGCCCGGGGAAAGUCUCUCAAGAGUCUUGCGGCGGAAAUAUCUUCACACAUCACGAGCAAAGGCACCACAACGGCUACGCAGAGAUACCUAAUAGUAAUCGACACGCUCAACCCCGCGGCGUCUGUCACUCCGCACCUUCUCCAAGCCUUCUUCGCCUCCAUCAUCACCCCCUCGGCCUCGCUCGUAGCCGUCUACCACACCGAUGUGCCCGACCUCACUCCUCCUCUCAGAAACAGCACCAUCCUCACAAACGAGUACACCCCGGACCCACUCACCCUGCUCAGCUACCUAGCCACGACCGUCUUCCGCGUGUCGAGCCUCUCGCACGCCGUCGCCGCGCGGCGCGCCCAGAGCCGGAGCGUGCAGGAGCCCGAGUUUGGCCUGCGCGAGGGCCGAGAAGGCGUGCUCAUCGGCCUGCGCGGGGUGAGCGACCACGGGCAUGGGCACGGGCACGGGCACGGGCAUGGGCAAGCGUGGUCUGAAAAGGAUGUCGUGGUGGACAUGGAGAUGCGCCGGCGGAGCGGCAGGGCCGUGGUGGAUAGGUUCAUCCUCGCCGCUCCUACCAGUACGGCCAGUGUCACUGCCAAAGGGGUGCGGCAGGGUGCAGGAGGGGCAGGUGGUUGGAGCGUGAUGUUAUGGGAUGUUCAUCCCGCUUUUCAGGGCGAGUCUGGGGAUAAGCUUUCUGAGGAGGGCACUGGUGGGCACGAGGAUGGCAUGACUACGUUCAAUAUCGGCUUGACGGAGAAGCAAAGGCGUGAUAGGGAAGGGGUAGUACUGCCCUAUUUUGAUGCGCAGGUUGAGGUUGGGGGCGGGGAGGGAGGGAGGAUCCUGUAUGAGAUGGGAAGGGAGGAUGAUUUUGAUGAGGAGGAAGAUGAGAUUUAAGGGGAAGAUAGUUGGGUUAGGGUAUCCGGUGUAGUGCAGGUAUCCGGUCGAGCCGGUGUAGUGCAAUCUCAAUGUCGAGAG